Molecule: messenger RNA, 651 nt
Organism: Plectropomus leopardus (leopard coralgrouper)
Lineage: Eukaryota; Metazoa; Chordata; Actinopteri; Perciformes; Serranidae
Source: RefSeq, a predicted model, not a curated record
AUGUUCACUGAUGCAGGUGGAGCGCUUCAGUGUCAGUACCAUGAACUGUAUAGUCAGGACAGUCUAACAUACUCCUACCAAAACUGUGCAGCCAAUGAGUAUUGUGCAGCAGCUGGCAUACAAGAUACCUUUGCAAGCCAACAGUGGAAAUCAUGUGUGGCGUCCUCCACCUGUGAUCCAAGCAAUCAGACCUUUUCGUUCAACUUUGGCGUGUAUAAUCUCACCGCACUAGUUCACUGCUGCAACACAGAUGGCUGCAACAGUGGCAAUGUAACCUACCCUGCUGUUCAAACAGCAAACAGCCUGCAGUGUUUCACCUGUGACGACUUUUCCACAAGUCCUGUCUGUAACAAGACCAUGCAGUGUGUGGGAGUCCAGGAUCGCUGCAUUAGUUGGAACAUGAUGACAUCUGACAUGAUAAAAAUCUCUGGCUGUGCCUCCAGAAACUUCUGUGAAGCUUCUCCUGAGCUGUUUUCCCUGUUUGGCAUUUUCAGCUACAUCAAAUCCAGAGGCUUCAUGUUGCCAGAUAUAACGCUGUGUAAUCCUCAGAGUCCUGGCAAACCGAAACCUGGGUUAACAGGCUGGAAAUCGGCUCUGAAUGAGCUGCUCGCCCUCGUCCAAGCUGCAGCACUUCCCUGCAUACCUCUCUGA